AGAAGUUGAAGCAGCAGCUCCACCUCACCAUCACCUGUGAGAGCGACCAGGAAACAGCAGCACCGUCAGCCCUGCUAACAUUAAAAGCUGAAGAUGAACUUCUCUGUGGAGGAGCUGAUGAACGAGUCAGUCCCGACAGAAAUGACAACUUUCGACCCGAACUUCCCAUAUGAGGUGAUUGAACCGUGCACGUUUGACAACCACCACAGUGUGCAGAUAGUGGUCCACUCCAUCAUAUGCAUCCUGGGCUUCGUGGGGAACAGCCUGGUGAUCGUCACCUAUGCCUUCUACAAGAGAACCAAGUCCAUGACGGACGUCUACCUGCUCAACGUGGCCGUCGCCGACCUUCUGUUCGUGCUGGCGCUGCCUCUGAUCGUCUACAACGAGCUGUCAUCGUGGUCGAUGGGGCGGGUGGCCUGCAAGCUGCUUCGCGGCUCCUACAGCGUCAACCUGUACAGCGGCAUGCUGCUGCUCGCCUGCAUCAGCACCGACCGCUACAUCGCCAUCGUCCAGGCUCGCCGCAGCUUCAGGCUGCGCUCACUCUCGUACAGCCGCGUCAUCUGUGUCAUCGUCUGGGUCUUCGCCAUACUGGUUUCCAUUCCCACCUUUUGCUUCUAUGAGUGGUACGAGCCGUCCCACAGCAAUGAGUACUACAUGUUUGGUGACGAGGACAUUGACAUGGAUGAGCCUUCCCAGUACGUCUGCGAGUUCAAGUUUCCAAGCAGUGAAAUGGCCCAGAAAGGCAAAGUGGCCGUCCCCAGCACCCAGCUGGCCGUGGGCUUCUUCCUGCCGCUGUUGGUCAUGAUCUUCUGCUACACUGCCAUCAUCGUCACCCUGCUGAAAGCCAAAAACUUCCAGCGACACAAAGCGGUGCGGGUGGUGCUGGCGGUGGUGGUGGUGUUCAUCGCCUGCCACCUUCCCUACAACCUGGUGCUGCUGUACGACACUGUCACCAUGUUCGAGCAUUUCGAAUGUGAAGACUUGAAGAUGGUGCAGACUGUCAUGAUGGUGAUGCAGUCCAUCGCCUACCUGCACUGCUGCCUGAACCCGGUGCUGUAUGCCUUCGUUGGGGUAAAGUUCAGGAACCACUUCAGGAGGAUCUGCCAGGACCUGUGGUGUCUGGGUAAGAGGUACAUCGCCCCACGGCGCUUCUCCAGGGUCACCUCAGAAUUCUACGUGUCCACCAUCCGUCGCUCGGUGGACGUGUCCAGUGAGAACGGCUCUUCCUUCACCAUGUGAGGACGCCCGGCAGACUGAUCUCUGGAGCUGAUCUUUUGAGACCUGCGGGUCUCUGAACUUGACUCAUGUCUUUAACUCAUGUUUGUGAUUAUGUGGUUCUCAAUUGAGGGGGUCACAAAAUAUAUCUCAGGGGUGGUUAGAUGGUUCAGACGAUACGAAACAGGAUGACUUUUGGUAUUAAAGAAUGACCUGAACAUUACUGUCUGGCUUUGAGACAGUUUCAUCAUGACUCAAAACUUUCUCAAGAAAGUUCUAAAGCACCAGUGCGUGAGAAAUUCAAAAUAAGAUGAAAUCCAGAAGCUCCCUUGCAUACAGACAAUCGAGAUAUUCAGAAGUUUUAUUGUGUCUUUCUUUCCAGUGUUUUCUGUCUGAUUCAUGCGACCUGAGGAUGUUAGAAAUCCUGAACGUGGAGCUGCUUUUCUCUCUGAUCUGCCUCGACGCUCCAGCAGCUUUUCUCUGUUUAAACUUAAUCUGCUCAGAGAUGAUUUUCAGGAUUAAAAACUGGAACUUUUGCCUGCUCGGAGGUUUUUCACAUCAGUCUGUUAAGACCUGAAGGAAUCUGAACUUGAGUCAGUGGAUGGGCUUUAGAUUUAAUUUACUGUUUGAACUCUCUGUGCCCUCGACUGACGGCUCAAAAAAAAAAAAAAAACGUAUUUUCCUCAUCUCUCACUUCUAUGUUGGUGACUCCUCUGCUCUUUGUUAUUUCUUGUUCAUGUUCCUGUGAUAUUGUGUUUAAAUGAGUUUAUUUUUACAACAUUAAAUAAGUGAUAUUUUACAUUUUCAGAUAUAUAUCUUAGUGGUUUUGAUAUGUCAGAAUAAACAUGGUUUGUGUUUGAUUAAA
Stegastes partitus (bicolor damselfish) is the source of this 2080-nucleotide messenger RNA. It is a transcript of the gene ccr6a, whose product is annotated as chemokine (C-C motif) receptor 6a. Gene Ontology annotation, cellular component: external side of plasma membrane; membrane. The record is from RefSeq and is a predicted model, not a curated record. The transcript is spliced from 2 exons. NCBI's taxonomy places the organism in Eukaryota, Metazoa, Chordata, Actinopteri, Pomacentridae. Gene Ontology annotation, biological process: G protein-coupled receptor signaling pathway; positive regulation of cytosolic calcium ion concentration; calcium-mediated signaling. The coding region runs from base 94 to 1239 and encodes 381 amino acids. Gene Ontology annotation, molecular function: C-C chemokine receptor activity; C-C chemokine binding.